Molecule: messenger RNA, 270 nt
Organism: Trichoderma gamsii
Lineage: Eukaryota; Fungi; Ascomycota; Sordariomycetes; Hypocreales; Hypocreaceae
Product: sulfite transporter Ssu1
Exons: 2
Coding region: 1-270 (89 amino acids)
Biological process (GO): transmembrane transport; sulfite transmembrane transport
Cellular component (GO): plasma membrane
Molecular function (GO): sulfite transmembrane transporter activity
Source: RefSeq, a predicted model, not a curated record
AUGGCUACGUCUUCGACAACACUGUCAUCUUCGAACGGCAACCUUACAAUACAUUCCGCGGCCAAUGUUCCGCACGCCGAUAUGGUGAAGCCAGAUGACAACCCUGUCCCUCCUCAAAAGCGCAAGAUUGAUAUUUGGACUGUUGUCCAUGCUUUCGUUCCAGCGUGGUUCACCGUCAAUAUGGGCACCGGCAUUGUUUCUAUCCUCCUUCACAACCUCCCUUACAAUGGAACUUGGUUGUAUUGGGUCUCGGUUAUCUUUUUUGUCUGA